AUGGACGCUGCAUUGCACACAGUGGCGCCAAAAGCACCACCUCCCUCGCAGCAGCAACAGCGUCAAAGUUAUGCGACAUUUGGGCGUCUUCUUCGUAGCAUGCAGGAGGCACCGGCGCGGAGCCGGGUCUGUGGCGCAGCAGAGGCAGCUAUUCCUGUCGAUGAACCAUUGGCCACGAAUAGCGCACUGUUGGAGCAGCUUGGUGUCAUGGACCUUUCUGAGCGGCGUACGCAUGCAUUUGCCGCGUUCACAGCCCCCACAGAAAACACAAAGGCAAUAAACACGGCGUUGGCGACCAGGAUUACUGAAGCGUGCAGGGUUGGGGUCGCCUGUCAUCUGCCUCCCACCGUCAUCCUUCGAAAGAUUGCUUCAGCUAUGGCGAAGGCGGAAGGCAAUACCGAGGAGAUACCUCCCGUGGCAGCUGCUAUACUGCUUCGUAGCGCUGCUGAACGCAUCACUUCCAGGUCUGCCGUCUUGCAGCGCCGCAAGAAUGGCUGCGAUGCCGUUCCGCCACGGCAGGAUGCUGAGGCGUGGCCUCGGAGUGACCAGGGCGAGGUGGCGCGCCUCCAAUGGGCCCUCUACGAGGAGAUACGUCGAGGCUACGAGGUCCUCACGAGGCUCCCACAGGGUUGCCAAGAAGUUGCAGACACUCAAACUGGAGAACAACACGAGAAUGGGAGAAUGCAAGGUGCAGUAAAGUGGCAGACGGGAUACGUGGAUGAGCUUCGUGCGAGGCUUGAGCUUGCCGUUGCCCUGCAGGAUGGCGCUGUCGCCGUCGAUCUUGCAGAAAGGCUUUUCGCCGCCUAUGACAUGGCACAACAUCGUGGUGUAUGCGAGGAAGAGCAUGAAAAGCUUCGCACGUACCUGCUACGUGAUGUUUGUGCAGCUAUUUCUGCGUUUCAUGCGGGCCGUAACUUUACGGCAGGGUGUGGACUCUAUGAAAAGGUUAUUUCCAUGCUUCCUGUGGCUGUAGAAACCGCUAGCAUUGCUGCAGGUAACAGCAUAGGCCUCGACACGGAUAACGGCAGACGUAGCGAGGCCACGGAGAUGGAGCUUGCUGAGCGGCUGCGGCUGCUCAGCGCUCUUGCGAAUUGCGUGGACGCGAAUGCUGCCCAUUUCACAUACGUGCGAGAUGCCGUUGUAAAACUUUUUGCGAAUACUGACGUGGGGUAUUUGCCUGCCACACGGCAAACCUCACGGGAGUGCCUGUGUGCUGCUCUUCAUGCACUGUCGCGCAUCGUACUCGAGCCACGUGUAAGGAUGGGCGAGGCUCAAUCCUUGUUUUGUGCCAUACAGCAAAACUCACACGCCGACGUUUCUCUCGCCUCCGAAGUCACGGAGGCGUUGCUGCAGGUCUCAAGCGCCGCUCUUGACAACAGUGUGGCAUUGAUGCUAUACAAUCAAUUGGCGGCUCCUCAAACGCAUCGUGCGGAGCUUCCGGCAAACGCUAUGGCUGUUCUUGUGGCCGAGGAGGACGCACUUGAUGGCUUUGCACGCUUUUUGAGUUUUGUGGGUCUGCGUCGGCGGGUUAUGGCUUCCUCCGCUGCACACCUUCUCGCGGCGAAGCUGCUGCUGCAGCGCAAACCCUCCGAGGUGGUGUACACCGUUUUAGAUCUUAUUCACGCAAGACACGAGGUGGAGCCGCAGCGAACGUUCUUCCUUCGUCUCCUGGCAUUUUACCGUGAUCUGCAGCAGCGGAUGCCUAGUGAUGAACCCGCUGCACCUGCGCCGCACCUGCACUCGUACACCCAACGUAUUCUUGCGGACUGGCGGGAGGCGCUGUGUCGCACCGGUGUGAGGACACUCGCUUUUACCACACUUCGGCUUCUCCAACACAUUCGUCGGCAUCUUGUGAAGCUGAUGACAUUGCAGAAGGACUCCGCUGAACGAAAGGAGGAGGAGGCAAUCGCGUCGCUACUGGCGUUUAUUGAAAGCACCUUGCUGGAAUUUUCGCUGGGCUGGCUGAAUCACUGUGCCACAGCGUCCCGUACGCCACGGUACCACCUAACAGUCGCCCAGCUGCGUCGCUGGGGCGUGGGGCAAACGAAUCAACCGACUGAGGCGAGUCAUACCGGCGUCAUUGUAAAAAGAUUACGAUAUGCUGUGACGCCCCCAGAGACCGUUAUAGCAAAUUCUGUGAGGGAGCGCCGGGUGCUGGUACGAAAGGCGUGGGAGGCGUUAUGCUCGGCGGAUGAAGAGGGACGUAAAGCCGUGUUGGGAUUCAGCGAUUUUGUCCGCCUCUGCUGGCUUGAAGAUGGAAGCCUCUUCGGCAGCAACGCGGUCACCACUACCCCUGGUGCUGCCGCGUGUGUGGAAGAGCGUUACUUUAGCCUGGACGCACUUAACAGUCGUGCGCCGCUGGUAUACGUCACCGAUGCGCUUGGUGAGACAAUUUUACACGACGACCCUCAAGCAUCGUCCUCGUCCGCUGUGGUUCAUCGUGAUGUUUGCAUUAACGUUGCACAUUGUGAGCCUUUGCGAAGCCAGUACGGCCGCUCUACGGAGGAGGAAUGGCUUGCGCAAUGGCUUGAAGAGGCGUGCGCCGUGGUGCCAGUGGGGCGUGGCGUCUUUGAAGAUCAGCUGGAGCGUCUGCUGCGUAUAACAACACUCAUGGAGGGGAAGCAGGGCGCGGAGGACGGCAGCAGGAAAACAUCGGUCCUGCAAUGUUUUGUCUCUGUCGCCUGA
Messenger RNA from Trypanosoma rangeli, 2685 nucleotides. RefSeq lists its product as uncharacterized. The record is from RefSeq and is a predicted model, not a curated record. Bases 1 to 2685 code for a protein of 894 amino acids. NCBI's taxonomy places the organism in Eukaryota, Euglenozoa, Kinetoplastea, Trypanosomatida, Trypanosomatidae. The transcript has a single exon.